UUUAGGAGGAUAUUGUUUUGCUAAGUGAUUAUUAUUUUCUAUUUAGUUUAGAAAAAUAUUUCUCUUUAUAAUUUUUUCUUUCUUAUUCAAUUUAGAAAAUUAGAUUGAUAAUUUUAUUUUUUAUUAAUUUGUUUAGAACUUCAAUUCUUUUUUCUUUUUUUUUUUUAAUUUUCAGGUUUCCUAUAUUGUUUAAGUUACUUUUUGAUUUAUAUAAACCUCUUAUAAAGAAAAAAUAUAUAGAGUUAUUUAUGCGGUAAUAAAAAUACCAAUUAAGAUUAUAUUUGACAACCUCGAUCGACUUCAAUUAUGUCUAAUUAGUUAUUUUCUAUUGUGUGGUUGUCAUCUACAUCACUUGUUUUUCCCAUUUAUCCAUGGAAGCGUUUAUUCCAAUUUUGCAAAUUAAAAUCUUGACAAAAUAGAAUUAACCCCUUAUAUUUUUUACUUAUUAAGGCAUGGAUAGCAAGCCUAAUGUAUUGCCACUUGGUAUUGUUCUUGCAGAGUGAAGAUGGAGAUAUUAUUGCUUGUGUUGAUAUCUACAAGCAACCUGCUUUUGAUCAUCCUGCUCUGAAAAACCAUACUAUUCAGAUGCAACCCAGUUUUAUUCCUUCAACAGAGACUCCAAAUGGAGAACGCGAGAAUUCUCGGCCAGUUGUGUCUCAACUAUGGAAAAAAAGAGGUAGUUGUCCAAAGGGAACUAUUCCUAUCCGCAAAAUCCGAAGGCGGGAGUUAUUGAGAACUAAUGGGAGAAAGAGCCCUGAACAUCUCAAAGGGACAAAAAAAAUAGCCACUCAGGAUCGCUUUAUGCACCUCAACAACACCAAAGGCUCAAUUCUUUAUCCUACUCCAGAAAAUCGUUCUACCGCAAUCCUUUUGACAUAUGGAUACAAUUAUGUUGGAGCCAGUGGAGAAAUAAAUGUCUGGAACCCACGUGUUGAAAGGUUACCUGAAUUCACUACUGCUCAAAUCUGGCUUAAGAGUGGUGCGGUAAACAAUUUUGAAAGCGUGGAAGCAGGAUGGACGGUACACCCUGCACAAUAUAGUGAUGCACGGACUAGAUUUUUUGUGUACUGGACUGUUGAUGGAUACAAGAAAACAGGUUGCUUCGACCUUACUUGUUAUGGAUUCGUGCAAACUAGCACCGAAAUUGCUCUUGGUGGAGCUGUUGAGCCCGGUUCUAGUUCAUUUCAACAACAGUAUGUCCUCCCAAUCAACAUCUUCAUGGAUCCGACCACAACCAAUUGGUGGCUGGUAUUUCACAACAUUGCUGUUGGAUACUGGCCUGGAAGUCUCUUCUCUUUGCUAAAACACAGCGCCACAUCUGUUGAAUGGGGAGGACAAGUUUAUAGUGUUAAUGUCAGGAAAACUCCCCACACAAAGACAGCCAUGGGAAGUGGAUAUGACGCGGAGGAAUUGUAUGGUUUUGCAUGUUUCAUUGGACAGCCAAGGAUUCUGGAUUAUUCCAAGUCAUACAAGUACCCUACCUUUGUUGCCGUUCGGAAAGACGAAUAUAAUUGCUACUCUGCAGUUAAUUACAAAGCAGGGAAUGCAAAUGAUGAAGCUACAUUUUUCUUCGGGGGGCCAGGUCAAAGCUAUCGUUGUCCAUAAGAGUAUUGAAAACCUAAAAAAUAAAUGUCUUGAAACGUUUUUUUAAUAUAAACCUAAAAAAUAAGUGUCUUGAAACGUUUUUCUUUGAAAUAUGGUUUGGAAAAGACGUUUAGGAGAUUCAUCCAGCAGUCCUUUGAUCCGUCAUCAACUUUAUUUUGAAUAUAAACCUCAACAAUAUGAUUGUUGGCUUA
Messenger RNA from Populus nigra (black poplar), 1796 nucleotides. RefSeq names its product protein neprosin-like. NCBI's taxonomy places the organism in Eukaryota, Viridiplantae, Streptophyta, Magnoliopsida, Malpighiales, Salicaceae. The transcript is spliced from 6 exons. The coding region runs from base 469 to 1605 and encodes 378 amino acids. The record is from RefSeq and is a predicted model, not a curated record.